AGUGUAGAUGCAUUAAUGUUGCUGAGGAAAAGGGGCGUCGUUUGACUGACAAAAAUUGACUAAUUGACGGACACACACAAAGUACUAGGAGAUAAAUGACUUUGAUAGUAUAAAUUGUAUAUAUAAAACUUUGGUGGAGGCGUGAUUAUUGUUAUCUUGUUGAGCCAAUGGCUAACUUGUAAGAUUAACUGCAGAUAACACAGUCGACUACAAUACUGGGAAAUUUAUAGUGACUGCAAUUUUAUUGUGAAAUUUCUCGUCUUUUAUCGCUGGUAAUAAUAUCCCAUAUGUUAUCAAUAGAAAAUAGAUGAUAACUUAAGAUGCAUACUAUAAUAGCGUCUGAUACAAAACACGGGAAUACGUGAACACGAUCAGAAAUUUAUAAAUGGAUGUUAACUUAUAUUACGUUUUGCUAUAAAAUGUAUAAUACAGACUGUGGUGAUAUGACAAAUGUUUCAUAAAAAAGGAUAAAAACUAAUUGGCCUUAGGACGGACCCAUAAAAAACAAAAGCAGUAGUUUGUAUGAGAUUACAUUCCGUGGGAUUAUAUUAAUUAGUGGUUAUUACAAAAAUUUGUCAUUUGCCAUAUUUCACCAGAAAGGACAUGUUUUCGCCUGAUAUUUUACAAAAUAUUUUACUAAUAUGUGUCUUAAUGGUUGGCGCGGAAAUAUGUUUACAAGACAACAAUUGUCGAUUGCCAAAUUGUUAUUGUGGGGGAAGGGAUACCCCAGGAAAUCUUUUAUCCUCAGAAAUUCCACAAAUAAUUGUGUUUUCUUUUGAUGAUGCAGUGAAUUCAGAAAAUUACCAGAUGUACGAGAAAUUAUUCCUAAAUAAUCGUUUUAAUCCAAAUGGAUGUCCAAUUUCUAUGACAAUGUUUGUUUCGCAUAAUUAUACAGAGUACAAUUUGGUGCGGGACCUUUAUAGCAAGGGAAUGGAGGUUGCUGUUCAUAGUGUCACCCACAGAACACCGACAGACUUCUGGAAAGAGGCAUCAACAGAAGAGCUUCGAUAUGAAAUUGUCCAACAACGAAAAAACUUGGCCCAGAAAACGGGUAUUCCAAUACAGAAUAUUACAGGAUGGAGAAGUCCAUUUUUACAAUCAGCAGGUGACAAGCUUUAUUCAAUUUUACAAGAGGAAAACUUUCAGUACGAUUCAACAAUGACUGUAGCCACAGAAAACGGAUUCAGCAGUAAAUUCUGGCCAAACACGCUAGACUUUGGAUGGCAGCUUGACUGUAACGUUCGUCCAUGCCCCAAAGGGAGUUAUUCUGGUCUAUGGGAAGUACCCGUCAUGAUGUUAGAGAAACCCUUUGCGCCGAUAGGUUGUCUCUACCUUGACUCAUGUCGUCCAGAGAAUAAAGAGGAAGCAUUCCAAUUGUUCUGGGUGAACUUUCACAGUUUUUAUAAAGGUUCUAGAGCCCCGUUAUUUUACACUAUGCACUCGUCUUGGCUCAGGGAAAAGCACAAUUACGACGCAAUGAAUUACUUUCUUUUAACAAUUUUACAUUAUUAUUCUGAUGUUUUUAUAAUAAGUUACCAACAGUUACUUGAAUGGAUGCAAAACCCAACGAAACUAGUAGAUAUAAACAACUUCAAAGGAUGGCACUGUCCAAAACGAUAUUUGAAUUUUGUGCAACCUUUUGUUGAGUCGAACAAUGUUAACAAUAGUGCUGCCAAUGAUUUCAUGAGAAUUCCAUUUUUAAUGAGUUUGUUAUUGAUUGUGUUGAUGAUUUUGUGAUAUAAAUUGUUUUUCUGUA
Messenger RNA from Mytilus californianus (California mussel), 1756 nucleotides. Its product is annotated as chitin deacetylase 7-like. The transcript has a single exon. NCBI's taxonomy places the organism in Eukaryota, Metazoa, Mollusca, Bivalvia, Mytilida, Mytilidae. Gene Ontology annotation, biological process: carbohydrate metabolic process. The coding region runs from base 604 to 1737 and encodes 377 amino acids. The record is from RefSeq and is a predicted model, not a curated record. Gene Ontology annotation, molecular function: hydrolase activity, acting on carbon-nitrogen (but not peptide) bonds.